Molecule: messenger RNA, 1635 nt
Organism: Hydractinia symbiolongicarpus
Lineage: Eukaryota; Metazoa; Cnidaria; Hydrozoa; Anthoathecata; Hydractiniidae
Product: transmembrane protein 68-like
Exons: 9
Coding region: 184-1134 (316 amino acids)
Cellular component (GO): membrane
Molecular function (GO): acyltransferase activity
Source: RefSeq, a predicted model, not a curated record
CUAUAAGCUAUACAUUGGACUAUCACAACAAUAACAAAAAAAAAAUGCUAAAUCUAGCUCGUGGAUAUAGUGGACCUUGUCCUCUGUCCGAUAAACAUUACAAACUUUAAACACAACAAUGUAGAUCAAAUAACGUGUCAAUUUAUUAAACAUAAAUGCAAUCAUUUGGAAAUAACUGAACCAAUGGAAACAAUGGCCUUUAUCACAGUUUUGGAAUUUCUACUAGCUUUGAUUGUGGAUUGGUACACCCUUGUACUUACUGGUGUACUUGUUUUAUUUUUUGUACCAGUGGUGGUUGUAAUUCUUUUUUAUGCUGUGGCAGUAUUUCUAUAUGCAUAUAAAAGUAGAAGGAAAGAUAAAUAUAAAGAAAAGGGGUGUUGGGCAGAACAUUUUUGGAAUAGUGCUAGAUUAUCUGUCUGUACAUUUCUAAAUUUAAUGGGAAAAUAUUGGCACGCACAUGAAGUGAUUGGCUUAGAAAAUAUACCCAGUAGGGGUCCUGCACUUCUCUGCAUGUACCAUGGCACGAUUCCAUUAGAUGUUUAUUAUCUACUUGCAAAACUCCUGCUGUACAAGAAGCGAAGGCUAAAAAUUAUUGUUGAUCACUUUUUGUUUAAAUUGCCAGGUUUAAAAUGUGUACUUGAUGUGUUUGGAUGUUUUACUGGCCCUGCCACAGAGUGCAUUAGAACAUUGCGGAAAGGUCAUUUACUUGCUAUAUACCCUGGUGGUGUUCGCGAAGCAAUAUUUUCAAGUGAUCAAUAUGAAAUAAAAUGGAAUAACCGAACUGGUUUUGCAAAAGUGGCAUUGGCAGCUAGAGUUCCAAUUAUACCUGUCUUUACCCAAAAUUGUAGAGAAUCAUUCAAAAUAAUUCAUGCUGGGCAAGGUAUAAGGCAAUGGAUUUAUGAAAAAACACGAAUUCCAUUGGUAUUGUAUUAUGGUGCAUUUCCAGUAAAAUUAAAGACAUAUAUAGGACCAAGAAUUGAAUAUGACGCAAGCAUGAGUCCGCAAGAAGUAGCCAACCUUUGUGAAGAUGCUAUCGCGAAAAUGAUCGAGGAUCACCAAAGAAUACCUGGCAGUGUUUUUGGUGGAUUGAAAGAUAGAUGGAUGCCAUUUUUAAAAAGAACUAAGACAGAAUAGAAUCUUUCUUUCUGUGUGUUGGCGUUUGAAUCUUAAAAUGAUCUUACAUAAUAUAUUAAUAAGAGUUUUUAUACAAAUACAUUAAAAUCGAAAAUAAGAUAUAUAGAUGCUACGGCAAUGUUAUUUGACUAAUAUUUUUAUAUUCUUUUUUUAUAAAAGUUUUUUUUUUAAUUAUUUAUGUAUACUUAAAAAUUUGACACACGCAAAUAUGUCUUGGUAUCCACCUUUGUGUGAAAUUCUUUGUUUUCUUUGCGUGUGUUUUAAAGUGCUAUUUUUAUCUACAAGAAAGUGUAAUAUAUGCAGAUUUUUGCGCCACACGUCAUUGUUUUAGAAUGUUUUUGUGGUUCCAUUGUGCAUAAAUAACCGAGUGAAUAGUUUACACGUUUUUGUGUAUGAUACAUCUUUAUAUAUUUUUUAAAAUAUUAUUCAUUUAUUAUUUCUUGAGUGACAUACGUAUAUAAUAUAUUGAGAAAGUUUUAUAGAAAUAUUGGAUUGAAUUUA